AUGUCACAAAGAAAUACUCGUCACGUUUCCACUAAUAUACCAUCGGCUCGAACAACAGUUAAAAGUGUAAUAUCUACCAGUAGUCAACCAACAGUAGCUGCAUUAUCACGAGCAAGUAAUAUCGAAUUUAUAGAUUACAAUACAAUAGAUGUAGCUAGAAAAGAAAUUAUUCAUAAACAACAAGAAGCACAUCGAGCAUGGAUAACAAAAUUUGAUCCAUGGUUAAUUGAUGAAUAUCGACAAAUGUAUGAUAAUAUAGCAAAAGUUCAUGGUAUUUCUCGUGAGAAUUGUCUUAUUUCUCUGAAACGUACUGAAUGGCAGCAACCAACUAAUAUCUUUCCACCAUUACAUAAACGUCUUACAGGUCAACGUCGUCGACGUUUAUUAGGAGCAUUUCCCGAAACAGAAAAUGACAAAAUUGGUUGGAGAAUUUUACCACAACAAGCUAUUGAAAUCUAUGGACGUGCAAAAUCGGUUAAUAUUAAACCAUUACCCAAACAAUAUAAAUUUUCUAAUUGGCCAAUUGAAAGUUUUUAUUAA
Molecule: messenger RNA, 540 nt
Organism: Rotaria sordida
Lineage: Eukaryota; Metazoa; Rotifera; Eurotatoria; Philodinida; Philodinidae
Source: the annotation of a GenBank genome assembly